UCAAAUUGCAGUCUAACAGAAUGGCAAAGAACAUUAUUUCCAAUUAUGGUACAUAAACAUAAUUUAGUUACAACGGAGGAAACCAUUUUUUUUAGUUAGUUAGUUAGUUAGAAUGUGUUUAGUUGUUAAGCGUUAGAUUUACACAGUCAUAAUCAUUUAGUUACGCAAAUAUACAUUAUAAGAAUUCAAAAAUAUCAUAUAUACUAGGAGCUGGUGGAUUUCAAAGGUUUAGAGUUGCUUGAGGUAGAAAGUAGAAAUUGUUUGUUGUCGUUGCGCUCUGAAUCUGCCGCUCAUACGUCAUCACUGCGCGCCAGAACUAAGCGGCAAUUCUUUCCCAUUGAAUAGCCAGUAGAAAAAAAGCACAGAGUAGAAUAGUCAAACUAACCGCUCAGCUAAUUAAUUACGGGAUAUUAUUAAAAACGGAAAUAUUCAGAAAUGAUUGAUACAAUCGAAAAAGAAGACAAUAUUAUCAGCGAGGAGGAGGCUGCACAAUAUGAUCGACAGAUUCGCCUUUGGGGUCUCGAUGCUCAAAAGAGACUUAGGGGAUCACGGGUACUUCUUGUUGGUCUCCGGGGUCUUGGUGCAGAAGUAGCGAAGAACCUUAUUUUGGCUGGGGUCAAAGGACUGACUCUCCUGGACCAUGAGCAGGUGACAGAGGAGUCCAGGCGUGCUCAGUUCCUGAUCCCUGUGGAUGCAGAUGGUCAGAACCAGGCACAGGCCUCUCUGGAGAGAGCUCAGUUACUCAAUCCAAUGGUUGAAGUGAAGGCAGACACUGACGAAGUGGAAAGCAAGCCGGAUGAUUUUUUCUUCCAGUUUGAUGCGGUUUGUCUGACCAGGUGCUCCAAAGACCUCAUGGUGCGAGUGGACCAGCUCUGUGCCUCCAGGAACAUCAAGGUCUUCUGUGGAGAUGUGUAUGGCUAUCAUGGAUACAUGUUCUCUGACCUUGGCCAGGAGCAUCACUAUGUAGAAGAAAAGCCCAAAGUGGUGAAAGCGUCAAAUGAGGCCAAUGAUGCUCCUGAGGCAAAGAAACCAAAGAUUGACCCAAAUGAGACUACAAUGGUGAAAAAGACCGUCAGUUUCUGCUCUCUCAAAGAAGCCCUGGAGGUUGACUGGACUAACGAGAAGGCCAAAAGCAAUCUGAAGCGUACUCCUGCAGACUACUUCCUUCUGCAAGGCGCUGUCUCAGAGAGAUGCUCCGCACAGGAACUUUUUCUUCUUCGACGGCCUGAAGGGCAGCGGGGUGGUCGACUACUUCGGAUCCAAAUAAGUGGCCCCUGGAGAACGCGGGAGAGAUGUGUGGCGAUGCAUGUGUGCUCUCGAAACACCAUGGAGUUUAUCUUCUGCCAGUGUGCCACAGGCAUCAAAAUCUGUCUUUUGGACGGUACCUUUGCGUAGCAGUAUGCCACACAUCAACCGAUGCCAAGAGCAAUGAGAACAUUUUGUCCACACGCUCUGAAAUAUUCAUGCACACACGUUUUUCACCAAGGUUAUGUGAUUUCUACAUUUUGUAUUAAAACAAUAAAAGCCCGUUAGAAAGUAAA
Puntigrus tetrazona (Sumatra barb) is the source of this 1541-nucleotide messenger RNA. RefSeq names its product SUMO1 activating enzyme subunit 1 (gene sae1). The record is from RefSeq and is a predicted model, not a curated record. Gene Ontology annotation, molecular function: SUMO activating enzyme activity. The coding region runs from base 436 to 1395 and encodes 319 amino acids. Gene Ontology annotation, cellular component: cytoplasm; SUMO activating enzyme complex. Gene Ontology annotation, biological process: protein sumoylation. Lineage: Eukaryota; Metazoa; Chordata; Actinopteri; Cypriniformes; Cyprinidae. The transcript is spliced from 7 exons.